AUGAAACGUCUAAUAAGUGAAAUAUCCCUUGGUGCAAAUAUAGAAAGCUUUCACUUUUGUGAAUACUAUGACUCUGAGAGUAUCAUAAGUUAUGGUGUCAAUUUAAAUCUAAGCAAACUCAGCAAUCCUGACUUUGGGGAAAAAGUUCAAAGAAAUUGUAUCCCAGUUGGUUGUGGCAUAGUUACGUUUCUUGAUAAGUCUGGACUUGAUAUGGCAUAUAAUAGUAUUAGAAAAAUUGCUUUGUCAGUGAACACCGAUAUAAAGAUACCGAAAUGGGAUAUUCUUGGAAAUGCUUAUAUUGGUUCAAACAGAUAUAGAUCUAAAAUUACUGGCAUGGUGAAUGAUUCAAAUUUAUUGGCGAGCAAUGUUGCUUCAUCUAUGGAGGAGUUCGAGAAUCGUGAGCAUAAAGUCAGUUUAGAGUUGAAUGACAUGAAAGAGCAAGUUGAUGAAGACGGCUUCACUAUCGUUGUUGGUCCGCAUAGAAAAACUAAGAGUGGAAUUAUAGGAUCUUUGAAGACAGCAGCAGACCUUAUGCAUGAUGAAAAAUAUAUGAGAAAGGUCCAAAAGAGACAAAAGAAUAAUUUCUAUAGAUUUCAGAUUAGGGAAAGGAAAAAACAAGAGGUCAGUGAUUUACUCCAGAAGUUUAAGGAUGACCAGGAACGUGUCCGUGCCAUGAGAGAAAAGAGGAGGUUUAACCCUUAUUGA
Messenger RNA from Brettanomyces bruxellensis, 705 nucleotides. RefSeq lists its product as uncharacterized. The record is from RefSeq and is a predicted model, not a curated record. NCBI's taxonomy places the organism in Eukaryota, Fungi, Ascomycota, Pichiomycetes, Pichiales, Pichiaceae. Gene Ontology annotation, biological process: rRNA processing; ribosomal small subunit assembly. Gene Ontology annotation, cellular component: CURI complex; UTP-C complex. The transcript has a single exon. The coding region runs from base 1 to 705 and encodes 234 amino acids.